This is a messenger RNA of Salarias fasciatus (jewelled blenny), 1279 nucleotides long. It is a transcript of the gene nkiras2, whose product is annotated as NFKB inhibitor interacting Ras-like 2. The transcript is spliced from 4 exons. Gene Ontology annotation, biological process: Ral protein signal transduction; negative regulation of canonical NF-kappaB signal transduction. The record is from RefSeq and is a predicted model, not a curated record. Gene Ontology annotation, molecular function: GTP binding; GTPase activity; GTPase activating protein binding. Lineage: Eukaryota; Metazoa; Chordata; Actinopteri; Blenniiformes; Blenniidae. The coding region runs from base 95 to 673 and encodes 192 amino acids.
GCAGUCGUGACGUACACUGUAAACAGGAAGUGGGUCCUUUAGAGAAAAAGCGAGAGGUUCGGAGAUCGUGGGCAGAGGACAGGGACUCGCCGCCAUGGGGAAAAGCUGUAAGGUGGUGGUGUGCGGCCAGGCAGCUGUUGGGAAAACAGCUGUUUUGGAACAAUUACUCUACGCCAACCACGUCGCAGGUUCGGAGCCCAUGGAGACCCUGGAGGACAUUUACAUCGGCUCCGUAGAGACCGACCGCGGCACGCGAGAGCAGGUGCGCUUCUACGACACCCGCGGCCUCCGCGACGGGAUGGAGUUUCCGCGGCACUACUACACCUUCGCCGACGGCUUCGUGCUGGUCUACAGCAUCGACAGCAAGGAGUCCUUCAAGCGAAUGGAAGCCCUGAAGAAAGACAUCGAUCGCCACAGAGACAAGAAAGAGGUGACAAUCAUCGUCCUGGGAAACAAGCUGGACAAGCAGGACGAGCGGCGGAUCGACUCCAACAUGGCCCAGAACUGGGCCAAGAACGAGAAGGUGCGCCUGUGGGAGGUGUCGGUGGCGGACCGCCGCACGCUCAUCGAGCCCUUCGUCUACCUGGCCAGCAAGAUGACCCAGCCGCAGAGCAAGUCCACCUUCCCGCUCAGCCGCAACAAGAACAAAGGCAGCGGCUCCACGGACAGCUGAAGGAGCCGUCUGCCUCGGGCGAGACGGGGGAAAACAGGGGGGGCAUUAAAGGGACCGUCGAUUUUACUAGAAACAAGUUUUUGAUAAAGCGUGAAAAAUCAUAUUUAUACACAGCUGUAUGUGAUGUCUGGUGAAAAAUACAUGAUGUUUCAUCAGUUCUGAUCAGACUGAUUCUAAGUCUUGUUAAACUGCUGACGGUCAACAGUCAGAUCCUGAUUCACAUUCGAAGGGAACCUCGAAACCUCUGCUCCAGCGUUGGACACUGACUGAAGAGAAAUCACAGGUUUCAGACGUUACUGAAUCUCCUCCGUUUGCCGAUCUGGAGGUUUGUUACACGAUUCACUGCUGAGUGGAUGGUAUUCACUAAACACUGCUACAGGCUCGAUCGACAAUCCUGGACCGACGUCGACGCAGAUCACUGAACACAAGGUCAGAUUAGAGGAGCUGAAAAACACUGAAAAUACUUUCUGUAUUUGUCUGAAAAACCCAGAGAAUGUUACAUGUAACAUUUUUCCAGGACUGUCGUCCCUUUAUGUGUAAAUAUUCUGAGCUUCACUUGCCAUUUGUUUCCACGUUUUGUGAAGAAAUUAAAGAGUGUUGAAAUUA